AUGUUUGCGGCGGAUGAUUGGGAGCAUAAAUUCGCCGUGGCCUGGGCAACCCUACAGGUCCUGCUGUUCAUCACCGGCGUGACGGGGAUUAUGGUGCUCUUCGAGUUGAACCAAAAUUACCUUCUCGGACUUUAUGGUAUCGCCUGGUCGGCCUAUUUUCUCGUGUUGUUGUCGUUGAAGCAGAAGAUUCGAUGGUUGUUCAUUAUCUAUCUUAUUUAUUCGCGACUUGUUUCCAUACUUUUUGCGGCAGCGUCUUGUUGGCUGUUCGUCGCGGCGGAUCCGAAUAAUAGGCCGGAUAACGUUGGUGCCACUGAGGUCAUUUGCCUGGGCGUUUUCGCGCUGGCCGUAGCGCUACUAUGGACACUAGCGACAGUAAAGCUGCGGAAUAUGUAUCAGUUGAUGGGCCGGACAACGUCACGACGAGGAAUUAGAAGGCUUAGAAGAGGGAGGAUGAUGGAGGAAGUGAUCCUGGAUGAUCCGCCGCCUCCGAUUUACACGGUAGCAGUCGCCGAGCCAGAACUGCCACCAAACUAUCAGCAUCUAUUCCCGGAUGGUUAUCCCCUAUCGGAAAAACCAGCAACGCCAACAGCUCCACCAAAACCAACCGAAUUAUCCGUUCCAGAGAAUUUAAUA
Messenger RNA from Mesorhabditis spiculigera, 633 nucleotides. Lineage: Eukaryota; Metazoa; Nematoda; Chromadorea; Rhabditida; Rhabditidae. The record is from the annotation of a GenBank genome assembly.